AACGUAGUCAUUUGAUUAAGGAGAGACCGAGAAGAACCAAUCAACCGACAAACGAACCUCCCGCGUUCGAUCCUAAUCCUGUAAUUAGUCCAAAAUCCAAUCCUUAAUUUCUACUUCUUUUUUAAUCUCAUUCUAUCUCUCUUAAAUGCUCAUUCCUUGGAAUGCCCACAACUAAUCUCUCUCUCUCUCUCUCUAUAUCCGUUCCCUCAUCGAGCUGCCUUGCUUCGACAAACCAGCACGUCUCUCUCUCCCCCGUUGUUCGUAAUCUGAUUCUGGGUCGCUCUCUCUAAACGCCGAGCCUUGUGGAGGCGAGUUGCCAUGACUCGGCGGUGCUCCCACUGCAGCAACAACGGCCACAACUCUCGCACCUGCCCCUCGCGCGGCGGCGGGGGUGCCGGCAGCGCCGGCGCCGGAGCUGGUGGUUUGAAGCUGUUCGGUGUCAGACUCACUGACGGGUCCAUCAUCAAGAAGAGCGCGAGCAUGGGCAACCUCUCGCACUACCACUCCUCGUCGUCCGCCGCCGCGUCCCCCAACCCUAGCUCUCCCUCCGGCGACCCGCUCCACGACCCGAUCCACGUGCCCGACGGGUACCUCUCCGAUGAUCCCGCUCACGCGUGCUCCUCCAAUCGCCGCACCGAUCGAAAGAAGGGUGUCCCAUGGACAGAAGAGGAGCAUCGAAUGUUUCUAAUUGGCCUCCAGAAGUUGGGGAAAGGAGACUGGCGUGGGAUAGCACGUAAUUUUGUAAUGUCAAGAACUCCUACGCAGGUAGCUAGCCAUGCUCAAAAGUAUUUUAUCCGGCAGAGUAAUGCUUCCCGAAGAAAGAGGCGCUCUAGUCUUUUCGACAUGGUUCCAGAUACGGCUUCAGAUCCACCACCAGUUCCAGAAGAACCAUUUCAGCCCCCAACAGUGGAGGCGAUAGAAACUGAUAAUACAAAUCCUGUGCCUUCUUUAAAUCUCUCUCUCAACUCGGAAUUUGAAGCCAUGGAUGCCACUUCCCAAGAAACUGUUCAGGAGGCUGAAGAAAUUGUGGUACCACCAAGCCAGUUUCCAACUAUGGUUCCUGCAUUUUUCCCAGCUUAUCUACCUGUUCCAGUUCCAAUGUGGCCCCCAAACAUAGCCCCUAAUGGGGAAGAGAAGGGAACAGAGAUCUCUCAUGAGGUUUUGAAGCCAAUUCCUCUCAUGGCUAAGGAACCUGUCAAUGUAGAUGAGCUAGUGGGCAUGUCUCAACUCAGUUUGGGUGAAACUGAGAACACUCAUAUUGAGCCUUCACCAUUAUCCUUAAAGUUGCUUGGAACACCAUCCAGGCCAUCUGCAUUUCAUGUUAACACAGCUGUCAGUGGUUCAGAUAUGAGUAAGGGCAAGAACAGUGCAAUCCAAGCCGUUUAAUUAGGGGAGUGUAGACCAGUACCAUUGGUUUUAUUUCAUGCCAAAUUUUCCCCUUGCGCUAUAUAUUUAUCCAAAGGCGUCUUUGUUUAAUGCUCUCUAGUGGUAUGAAGCUACCUGGCCCUAACGCAAGUUAGAUUCAUUUCAUUGGACUUACCUAUUCUUUCUAACUGUAAACAACUACAAAUUCAAAUAAUUGUGUUGUUGUUGCAACAAAA
This is a messenger RNA of Malania oleifera, 1601 nucleotides long. Its product is annotated as transcription factor MYBS3. Gene Ontology annotation, molecular function: DNA binding. The transcript has 3 exons. The record is from RefSeq and is a predicted model, not a curated record. Bases 319 to 1386 code for a protein of 355 amino acids. NCBI's taxonomy places the organism in Eukaryota, Viridiplantae, Streptophyta, Magnoliopsida, Santalales, Ximeniaceae. Gene Ontology annotation, biological process: response to gibberellin; response to auxin; response to ethylene.